AGGCAUUGAUGAAGAUAUUUUCUCUGGAGUCUCCCCGCUAACCCGGCUCUCCCGAUGUGAACCGAGCUGAACGCCGCCGCCGACCGCACCAUGUCUCGCCGCAAGCAAGGCAAACCCCAGCACUUAAGCAAACGGGAUUUUUCGCCUGAGCCCCUUUCAACCGUGGUCUCGGAGGACAGGCAGGAACAGCACGGGCUGGUACAGGUGUCUCCGGAAGGGGACCAGGACCUGCUUACCUGCGGCCAGUGUCAGAUGAACUUCCCUUUGGGGGAUAUUCUUAUUUUUAUUGAGCACAAAAGGAAGCAAUGCAAUGGCACCCUGUGCAUGGACAAAACAGUGGAUAAGCCCCCUUCUCCCUCUCACGGUGAGCUGAGGAGACCCUCCAACCCGGUGGAGGUGGGAGUCCAGGUCACACCGGAGGAAGAUGACCGCUUGUCGACGUCUUCGCGAGGAAUUUGUCCCAAACAGGAGAACUUUAAUGGCAAAGAUGAGCCCAGCAGCUACACCUGUACGACUUGUAAGCAGCCAUUUAACAGCGCCUGGUUCCUGCUGCAGCAUGCUCAGAACACGCAUGGCUUCCGCAUCUACCUUGAGAGUGAGCGUGGGAGUCCCCUCACACCUCGCGUUGGGGCCCCAUCUGGAAUGGGCGCAGACCAUGCCUCCCAGCCACCCUUACAUGGCAUUCACCUGCCUGAAGGCAGCCCCUUCAACCUGCUUCGGAUUCCCAAUUCUGCACGCGAUGGUCCCCCUCUCAGGGAGGGACGUUUUCCGCCAACCCCUCCACUCUUUAGCCCACCGCCCCGCCAUCACUUGGAUCCCCAUCGAAUGGAGCACCUGAGCCCGGAGGAGUUGGCAAUGGCCACUCACCACUCGAGUGCCUUUGACAGGGUGCUGCGCCUCAACCCUCUGCCCCUGGACCCCCCAGCAAUGGACUUUUCUCGCAGGCUCAGGGAGCUGGCUGGCAACACCGCAGGGUCCACUCCUCCCGUCUCACCUAACCGGCCCAGCCCCAUGCAACGGCUACUCCAACCAUUCCAGUCGGGAAGCAAGCCACCCUUUCUGUCUACUCCUCCCCUUCCUUCCAUGCAGUCCCCCACAGGCUCCCAGUCCACUCCAACCCCAGUGCCCCAGCAGCCCAGCACCCCUUUGAAAUCCAAGGCCUGCGAAUUCUGUGGAAAGACUUUCAAGUUCCAGAGUAAUCUGAUUGUCCAUCGGCGCAGCCACACGGGCGAGAAACCCUACAAGUGCCACUUGUGUGACCAUGCCUGUACCCAGGCCAGCAAACUUAAACGCCACAUGAAGACACACAUGCACAAAUCGUCACCCACGACGGUCAAGUCCGAUGACGGCCUCUCCACAGCGAGUUCUCCAGAACCAGGGACCAGUGAGCUGGUGGGCAGUGCCAGUAAUGCCCUCAAGUCAGUAGUAGCAAAGUUCAAAAGCGAGAAUGACCGCCUGAUUCCAGAGAAUGGAGAGGAAGAGGAGGAAGAGGAAGAAGAGGAGGAGGAGGAAGAAGAGGAGGAAGAGGAGGAGGAGGAAGGAGAGGAAGAGGUGGAGCUGGAGAGAGAAAGGAGUCGCAACAACUUCCAUUUCGGUUUAAACUUGGAAGCCACGAGGCACCAUGAGAACAAUGGGGGGCGGCAUGGUGUGCCCGAAGAUGGCAUUCCACGCUCCCUACCUGAGGUAAUGCAGGGCAUGGGCCUGGCAGCCAGCAUGCAGCACUACAGUGAGGCCUUCCACCAACACAAGCGAGGAGUGCUCAACUCGGACAGCAACUCACACAGGGACAUGUGUGACGAGGACUCCGCCCUUGAGUCAGACCGAGUGCAGGAGGGCUCGGCCGUCAACGGUCGGGGCUCAUCCCCCAGUGAGUCGGCCUCUGUAGGCCUGUCUAAGAAGCUGCUAUUGGGCAGCCCCAGCUCCCUUAGCCCUCUUUCCAAGAGAAUCAAGCUGGAGAAGGACUUUGACCUCCCCACGCCAACCAUCCCUAACAAUGAGAAUGUCUAUUCUCAGUGGCUGGCUGGCUAUGCCGCCUCUCGGCAGCUCAAGGACCCUUUUCUAAAUUUUGGGGAUUCUAGACAAUCGCCUUUUGCUUCAUCUUCAGAGCACUCCUCAGAAAACGGCAGCCUGCGUUUCUCUACACCUCCAGGAGAAUUGGACGGCGGAAUCUCGGGCCGCAGCGGGACGGGCAGCGGGGGAAGCACACCGCACCUCGGUCCCGGCCGGCCCAGCUCGAAAGACGGCAGGCGCAGUGAUACUUGCGAAUAUUGUGGCAAAAUUUUUAAAAACUGCAGCAACCUGACAGUGCACCGGCGCAGUCACACGGGGGAGCGGCCCUACAAGUGUGAUCUCUGCAACUACGCCUGUGCCCAGAGCAGCAAGCUCACGCGACACAUGAAAACGCACGGGCAGGUGGGAAAGGACGUUUACAAAUGUGAAAUUUGUCAUAUGCCUUUUAGUGUGUACAGCACCCUGGAGAAACACAUGAAAAAAUGGCACAGUGACCAAGUUUUGAACGACGAAAUUAAAACUGAGUAGCGAUGGAGAUUGACGGCACAUUAGCAGCAAACCUCCUCAGAUCCUACCUUUGUAGAUUUUUCCCUGUUCGGCUAGUCCAGUGGAGGCUAAGACACCGUGCUUGGCACCACCAGCACACCCUUCUUCAUUUACCGUUGAAUGCAUGUUCUGUAUCGGGGCAAUACAAUUGCAUUGACGCAAAC
Messenger RNA from Trichomycterus rosablanca, 2720 nucleotides. It is a transcript of the gene bcl11aa, whose product is annotated as BCL11 transcription factor A a. Gene Ontology annotation, molecular function: RNA polymerase II cis-regulatory region sequence-specific DNA binding; DNA-binding transcription factor activity. The record is from RefSeq and is a predicted model, not a curated record. Gene Ontology annotation, biological process: negative regulation of dendrite development; regulation of transcription by RNA polymerase II. NCBI's taxonomy places the organism in Eukaryota, Metazoa, Chordata, Actinopteri, Siluriformes, Trichomycteridae. Gene Ontology annotation, cellular component: nucleus. Bases 91 to 2538 code for a protein of 815 amino acids. The transcript is spliced from 3 exons.